AACAUUAUAUUUUUUUUUUGAUACUUAUAAUAAUAUCAAUAAUAGUAGACAAUAAAUUUUUAAUAAAAACUGUAAAACUAAUAAUAUAUAGAGUAUUUGAUUCUCUCCAUCUCAAUACAAUAUAUAUAAAUAUAAAAAUACUGUAUUAAUAGAAAAUAAAAAAUAAUAAUUUAUAACAACUUCAACAUCAACAAUAACAACAACAAUAGAUAGUAUACUAGCAUUGUUUAGAGGAAUGAUAAAAACCCACUUUUUAUAAACUGACCAAUCUUCCAUUAUAUAUAUAUAAUAAUUACUAAAAAUGAAUGACCACUAUUCAGAAAUUCAGGAUACUUUUUUAUUUGAUAGUCCAUCAAAAGCAUUUAACUCUGUAUUAAAUAGUAAUAAUAACAAUAUUAACGGAAAUAAAUAUGGCUAUACUGGUAUUAGAAGUAUUAACAGUACACCAAGUCGUAACAUAUUAGGUGAAAACCCUCUAAGUAUCCAAAACUCACCACUUAGUGGGAUGAUGGGCCAUCAUGGUGAAACUGGCUUUACACCAUUCAAAAACUCUCCCCCAAUAAUAUCGUUUGACGAUACAUUUUAUAAUCACGGCAUCGAUAGCGACUUUAUUUUAAAAACAACCAAAACCCCAAACCACUACCAACAACAAACACUUCAACAACAACCACAGCAACAACAAAUUAAUAAUACUCACCAACCUGCUUUAAAUCAACAACAAAACCUAAACUCGCAAACCACACCAUCACCACCAUUAACAUAUAACAAUCAAUUUCAUACACAAUUUUUUAAAUCACCAAAUCAUUUUGAAUCAUCUCCUCUAAAACUAAAUAGCAAUAACACUCCAAUUUUUCAACAACUAAAAAGUCCUUAUCACCUAUCACCUGAUAGAAACUCAAAAUAUAAUAUUAGCAACAAUGUAAAUAAUAAUCAUCAUUUCCAAAACUUAAGCAAUAGUGCUAAAAAAUUAAUAAAAAAUAACAAUGCUUACAAUAAUGACCUUAAUCAUAUAUUUGACCUAUUUACUGACGAAGUGUUAGAUGUCAAUCAACCAAAAUCAAAUACCACCAUGACCACCACAACCACUACAACCACAAUAACACCAAAUAAUAAUAACAGCCCCACCAAUAUUAGUCUCAUCAAUAAUAAUGACAAUAAUAUAGAUGAAAUUAAAAAUCUAAAUAUUUUAAACCAAAACCUUGAUCUAAAAAAACUGUAUAAAUCCGAAUUUUCAAACGAGCAUUUUAGCUAUCAAAAAGGACUUUGUGAAAGUGUUUUCGAGGUGGAGCUAUUAGAAGAAAACGAUGGCGCAACUAGAAUUAUCUCUGCUAAAAAGAAAAACAUGCAAACUGGCCCGUUUGAUCAAAAUACAAUCCAAGAACUCCAAAAAAAAUAUGACGAUAAAGUUUCACAAAUUAGUCUGUAUAAACUUUUAAAAAUUUUAAUUUCCAAUCAACAACCAUCAAACUCAAAUAAUAGCAGCAAUAGUAACAACAAUAAAGAGAUUACACUACCACCGAUCAGCCAACAGUCUCCACAAGAUCAAGCCGAACUACUCAACUUUAAACCUGAACAAAGACCACAUCAUUCAAUUAGUGAUUUUGAUGCUUUAAUUAGACAACAAAAUAACACUAAUGAUGAAUCUUUAAAACAUGAAAACUUAUUAAAAAAUCAUAUUUCAUUUUAUAAAAAUAAUGUUAAAAAAAGUUUUAAACAAAAUUUUAAAAAAAGAAAAGAAAAAUUCAGUGAAAGAAUUGAAAUUAUUAAUAAUACAAUCAGGGAUCAUCACAACCAACAGUUACAAGCACAAUCCAAUGUCUAUCAAUAACACAAAUAAAAUAUCCAUAUUUUUUAAAAAAAAAAAAAAAAAAACAAAUAAAAAAAAACAAGAAAAAAAAAAACAAAUCAAAAACC
Messenger RNA from Dictyostelium purpureum, 1914 nucleotides. RefSeq lists its product as uncharacterized. NCBI's taxonomy places the organism in Eukaryota, Evosea, Eumycetozoa, Dictyosteliales, Dictyosteliaceae. The record is from RefSeq and is a predicted model, not a curated record. The transcript has 3 exons. The coding region runs from base 302 to 1828 and encodes 508 amino acids.